Rhagoletis pomonella (apple maggot) is the source of this 729-nucleotide messenger RNA. RefSeq lists its product as uncharacterized. NCBI's taxonomy places the organism in Eukaryota, Metazoa, Arthropoda, Insecta, Diptera, Tephritidae. The coding region runs from base 1 to 729 and encodes 242 amino acids. The transcript is spliced from 2 exons. The record is from RefSeq and is a predicted model, not a curated record.
AUGGAAGUUGACGAAGCUACUGAUCCGCACGAGGCACCAACUUCUUUCCAAGAUGUAGCCUCAUCACGUUCACCGCUCAACGCUUUCCCGGACAAUGCAUACUCCACCGGCAAUAUUUUAGCUUCCCGCGCCCGCAAAUUCGCACUACCUUACGUGGCCGAUAUUAUAACUUCGCCACCAGCGGAUGGCAAAUACGCAGCACUAAAGAAAAGGCUUAUUAGCACAUUUGAAGAAACGGUGGAGGCCAAAUUACGUCAUCUGCUUCGCAACACUACCUAUAUUGAAGGAAACCCCUCGCAAUUCCUUCAGCAGCUUAAAAACUUGGCUUCGGGUAAGGUACCCGAUGAAAUUUUACGAACGAUAUUUAUGGAGCAGUUGCCCCAGAACGUGCGAUGCAUUUUGGCAAUUAGCGAUAGCAGCGAUUUAGACUACUUUGCAGUGCAAGCAGACAAAGUAUUCGCAAUGCCAAACAACAUUAUGACGAUUGAUAAAAGCGCAAAUGCAACGCAAAGCAGCAACAAACAAACAGCAAUCGCUACGUCUGAUUUCAACGAUUUCAAAGCUGAAAUUCAGUCACUUUCUUCAGCCGUGGAACAAGUUAAAGGUGAAGUUAAGCGAUAUCGUUCUGCAAAAUCUGAGAGUGGUUUGUGCUACUAUCAUACGCGUUUCGGUCGACAAGCUAAAAAGUGUCGGCAGCCGUGCGAAUAUAACAAAAACAAUUUAAAUUAG